AAACCAAAGCCUAUUCAUAGUAUGACAGAUGUACACUUUUUUGAAUUGCAGUCUGAAAUGGAACAACCUAUUCAAGAAUAUGAAGAGGAAAGACAACGUUAUAUACAAAGCAUAUUUGAAAAUAAAAAAUCAGAGUUUGAAAAUCAUAUCUUAGAUGUAGAAAAGCAAAUCAGACAAGAAUAUAAUUUAGCAAAGAGAAAGAAUGAGCUUGAUGCUCGCAGAAGAACUGGUGAAUUACAGAAAUUGGAAGAAUCCAUGAUGAGAGAAGCUCAUGAGGUUGGAAGAUUACAAAAAGAACAACAUCAAAGCCAUGUUAAGAAAUUAAGUGCCAAAAUACUUGAAGCUGAGUUGAAACAGAAGCAAGCUGAAGAAGAUUUAAAACGGAGAUUGAAAGAGCAAGAAGAAUUUAAAGCUCAGUUAAACACCUGUCUUUCAGAAGCUAAAUCUUUUGUUAACAAAUCUGUAGAAAAAUUGACUUUGUGUGAAUACCAGGAACAUUUAACUGUUCCUCUGAAUGAGCGUAUAAAACAACCAACUGCUUUGUUGCAAUACAUAAAUGAUAUAGAUAGGCAAUCCAAAGAUAAAGAGCUAACUAUUGAUGAUAUUUUAAAUGCAAAUUUUCAAGUGCAAAGAGCUUAUGUGUUGCUUCAAGAAAUAUCUUCAGACAUAGAUUCUGCUAAAGUAAAGGCUUCCCAUCACAAAGAAGUUUUAACAAAUAGUAUAUCCUCUCUAGAAAACAAUAAUUUAAAGAAUGAGGUGGAACAAAGUUUAGAUUCAAACACCAAUACGAAUCAGGAUAUUGAAAUUGAAAUUAGCAGUGAAGCUUCAUCUGUUAGGAAUAAAGAUCCUAAUAAAGAGGAAAAGAAAAUUAUAUCUCGUUUUAUUGCACCUGAUGCAGUUCAUUUUUAUCAAAAAGUCAUGAAUGAUUACAAGCGAGUCGAUGCAAUUGUGGAGUCAGUUAGAAAAGAUCCAAAAAACAAGAAAUACAGAUUUGAGCUUCAGAAAGCCGUUAAUACUCCAAUAAAUUCAUUAUCAUCCAAUUCUGGAUCACAGAUAAAAACUAAAGUUAAUAAACUGCUAUCUAUUUUAACCGGAAAAGCAUCAGAGACUAGUGGUCGAAACAUGAAUGGUGAUUCGCCAAUCUUCAACUUUUGUGCAUACUUAGCUGCAAAACAAUUUGUGGAACAAGGAGACACUCAGAUCUCUUCCCAGCACUCUACUGCAUUUCCUAUUGCUUUUGCUGCUCUUGGGGUUUGGGUUAAACAGCCUGAGUUUGGUCAACUGCUUCUUGGACAUUUUUAUGAUAAAUGUCCGUACUUAGCUCCUUAUUAUCCUCCUAAGGAAGAAAGUCAAUCUGAUGAAGAAUAUUUUCAAUCUUUGGGAUACAGACUAGACGAGGAGGAUAAAAUUGAACCCAAAUACAAAUUUCUCCAUCGAAUCAGUGGUUAUGUGAGAUUGUACGCUGCAAUUAUACAAUCACCCCUUCCCCCAGGUGUUAGCUCCCCUCAUCCUCAUGGCAUUGAAUGGGGUUGGAAAUGGUUGUCUCGGAUGUUGAACUUGGAACCCAGGCCAGACAUAACACCCACAGUUCUAUUUGACUUUCUUGAUGUUGCGGGUUAUGCUUUGCAAAAAGCAUACGGAAAGCAGUUUAACAAAAUGUUACAUAUUUUAUGUAAGGACUAUUUUCAAAAGAUAAAGCAAGUGACACCUGGUGGUUCUGGUGGUCCGCUGGAACGACUUGAAAUAUUUUUACAACAGUGUGCAAAGAAGGGACGCAUUUCUCCUCCGGAAGGUAUACUGUCAGCAAAUUUCUGGAGCAGAUAAUAUAUGGAAAAUAGUGUAAAUAAUAAUUUUUAGCUGAAUCAUUAUUCCCUUAGAAAUUCCUAACUAUCAUGAUUGUACAAUACUGUGAAACAUAAACAUGUGUGAGUUAUUGCAUUAUUUUUGGGAAAUAAUGAAAUAAGUUAAGGGUACCAUAGAGUCAAAUUCUGAUUUUCCGUCUCUCGUAUUACCGUGUAGAGCAUUAUACAAAUACCUAUUUCCUACUUAUUAACUCACUAGUUUUUUUAGAUUUUUUUGUUUCAUUUUAUUUAAUAUGUAUUUUAUUGAAAUUGAUUUACAAAUUUUGAUUUCUGAAACUACCAUAGUAGUUUAGUAGAAAGUUAAACAAUGGCUUAUACCUUAAGUCUUUAAAUUUGGUAAUGCAUGUUAAUAAAAAAAAUAAAAAUAUAAAAAAUCUAAAAUUAUAUUUAAAGACAUAAUAGUAUUCAUAUAAUUCCCUAUUCGUUAACAUGGGAGGUGAGGGAAUUUAAAGCAGAAUUCAAGAUAUUCUUAAUCAAUGCAGUUUUAGAAAGUGUACUAAGUUGAAAUUAUUUAUCAUCAUUUUACAACAAUUUUGUCUAUUGAGUUUUUAAGAAAGUUAUAAAAAUGAAGACAAUUUACUUAUAAAGAAUGAAUAUUUUAUUGAAUCAUAUGAUAUCCAUUCUGGUGCUAUUCCUUUCACCAUCCUUAUAGCAGUAGCACAAUUCCAUGUGCAUUUUGCUGUCAAAAAACUGAUCCGUGUGAUUUUUGACCUUCUUAUUUGAGGAAAAGGUUUUACUAUCUAAACAAUUUUGUUGAGAUCAGAAUGUUGUUACAGACAACCCCUUUCUUGUCUGCAGUGAUGAGGUGCUUCAAAUAUAGAUAACUUUCUUUGUAUUUGAGAAACAAACCUUAAAAAUCUUAGGUUUUUCAAAUGAUCAUGAACAGUCAAAUUUGAUAAAUUUAAUGUGUCAAUGAUCUCACAAAUUGUGAUUUGCUGGUUGCAUAUUCCAAACAAUGCUUUUAUUGAGUCCCCAUCUGCUUAAACUGGCAUGGUGCAUCAUAAACAAAAUUUUACCAAUUUACCAGUUUUAGCACUAACAUACUGCCAAUACAUAAUGUAUUUUUCAAAAGCAAAUCUUGCUAUAUCAGCUGACAAAAUGUGUGAUGACUGUGAAAGAUAUAAUUAAAUCCUUUGUUGGCUAAAAAACGAAAUUUCUUUCCAAACAACUCAAUAUAUUUCUCACUUUUUUGAAGUGUCCUUUUUUGAUUGGUGUCAUGCGACUAAAUAAAAAAGUACAAAAAUUGUUGGCACUACAUACUGCCAAUACAUAAUGUAUUUUUCAAAAGCAAACCUUGCUAUAUCAGCUGACAAAAUAUGUGAUGGGUGUGAAAAAUAUAAUUAAGUCCUUCGUUGGCAAAAGAAUAAAGAUACUUUCCAAACAACUCAAUGUAUUUCUCACUUUUUUAAAGUGUCCAUUGAUUGGUGUCCUGCGACUAAACAAACAAGUACAAAAAUUGUAACCAAUCAUUUGUCUAGUAUUGUUUAUGGUAAAAUUGCCUUAUAAGUAUUUGAAUAAAAAAUAAGAUCAUAA
Messenger RNA from Parasteatoda tepidariorum (common house spider), 3395 nucleotides. Its product is annotated as Gle1 RNA export mediator. Gene Ontology annotation, cellular component: cytoplasm; nuclear pore cytoplasmic filaments; nuclear pore. Lineage: Eukaryota; Metazoa; Arthropoda; Arachnida; Araneae; Theridiidae. Gene Ontology annotation, molecular function: phospholipid binding; inositol hexakisphosphate binding; translation initiation factor binding. The record is from RefSeq and is a predicted model, not a curated record. Gene Ontology annotation, biological process: poly(A)+ mRNA export from nucleus.